Messenger RNA from Microthlaspi erraticum, 1188 nucleotides. Lineage: Eukaryota; Viridiplantae; Streptophyta; Magnoliopsida; Brassicales; Brassicaceae. The record is from the annotation of a GenBank genome assembly.
AUGAAAACUCUUCUUAAAGUUCAUAAAGUCUGGGAGGUAGUAGAUAAUGAAUCACUCGACGGUGACAAGAACGAUGUGGCCACAGCUUUACUCUUCCAAUCCAUACCCGAGGCAUUUAUCUUGCAGAUUGGAGAGUUAGAUACGGCAAAGAAAGUGUGGGAUGCCAUAAAGGCAAGACAUAUGGGAGCAGAGAGGGUAAGAGAAGCAAGAUUACAAACUCUUAUGGCAGAAUUUGAUCGACCUAAGAUGAAGACCACUGACACAAUCGAUGACUUUAGCGGCAAGUUAUCGGAGAUCUCAUCAAAAUCGGCUGCCUUAGGAAAAACUAUUGAGGAACCAAAGCUGGUUAAGAAGUUUCUCAAGAGCCUUCCUCAUAAGAAAUAUAUACAUAUCGUCGCUUCACUCGAACAAGUAUUGAAUCUCAAUACUACAAGCUUCGAAGACAUCGUAGGUCGUCUAAAAGCAUAUGAAGAACGUAUAUUCGACGAAGAAGAAGACGUCCAAGAAGACCAGAGUAAAUUGAUGUAUGCAAACAUGGAGGCUCAACCACAACAAUCAUAUCGUAACUCCAAUGGAGAAAAUAGAGGCAGAGGUCGAGGAGGACGCUUCAAUAGCAGGGGAAGAGGUCGUGGACGAUUUAAUAGUGAACGAGAUUUGUCUAAAAUAGAAUGUUACCGAUGUGAUAAAUACGGUCACUAUGCAUCCGAUUGUCCCGACAGAUUACUAAAACUAAAGCUCCAGGAGGCACAAGAGAACGAAGACAACAACGAUACGCAAGAAGCUGAAAAACUAAUGAUGCAUGAGGUGGUGAUGCUCAAAGAAAGAAACGUUAAACAAAAAGAUUUUGAAGCAAAUUCAGAUGGAGAUAAUGUUUGGUAUUUAGAUAAUGGGGCGAGUAAUCAUAUGACCGGAAACCGCAACUAUUUCAAGGAGAUUGAUGAGUCUAUGACGGGAAAGGUGAGAUUCGGAGAUGACUCUCGUUUAGACAUAAAAGGGAAGGGCUCGAUACUGUUUUACAGCAAGAAUGGAGAGAAAAAGAUGUUAGCUGAUGUCUACUUUAUACCAGAGUUAAAAAGCAAUAUCACUAGUCUUGGUCAAGCAACGGAGUCUGGAUGUGAUGUCAAGAUGAAAGGAGACUAUCUCACACUACAUGAUAAAGAUGGAAAUCUGAUUACGAAAGCCAAAUGA